GAUAGCAACACAAAAGUUCUAUGGAAGUAUCGCAGGAGCAAUGAAGGAAUUAUUGUAGAGUUUCAGUGACAAAAUAUAUGUCGCUUGCUUAGUUUGCUUGAGUGGGUUCGCGCAUGCAUAACCCCCAUAUACGUUAACUUAUCACUAGAUUUGGUAAAUCCAAGGCCAGAAAUACCUAACUGAAACGUGGUACCAAUUCUUGAAGUCUAACUGUCAGGCAUGUAUGAAAUUCCUGACCGAUCUUCUCAAUGCAACUGAAAUUUAUGGCUGUGGAUUUUAAGUCCAGUGGUAUCAAAGAAGGUUCAUCAGUAUUGCAUUUUCGUAUAUUUUACGAUCCGAACGGUAAAUAUUACAUCUGGACAAAUAAAUUCAACUCAAUCAAUGCGCUUAUCGAUUACCAUCGUCAUCAGACGAUCUAUGGUGUAAAGGCACUUCUACUGCGAGACUGUGUAACAAGUAAAACCUUUGGUUCAGUAGGCUCUGGACCUAAUGCAGUGUUUAACAAUCCUCGAGUUCAAACUAAUUCUGGCUCCAGAGGUGUUCAUGCACAGGCUACCGAGGGUGCAAGUCUAUUAAGCAAAGAACAAUCUCUACAAAAUACCACUGGUUUGCCACCUGGAAUAGAAGUACAUGUUAAGCGUGAAGCUGAAAUCAACAGUCUCAAUGAAUUAAUAUUCAAGCAAAAUCUUAAAUUGCAACGACUAGAACGUGAUUUACUCAAUCGUGAUUCAGAGUUGAGCGUUCUACGUAAACGUUGUCGCAUGUUUGAUGAAGUUCUUCGAUAUAAGGCUACAUUAGCCAAAUUAACUAUUACAAUGGAACAGGCUGAACAUAAUGCUGUGAGGGAUUCUCUUGACGUCAUCAAUACUGAUCCGGCCCCUCUUAUGAUACGCGAUGUUGAUGUGAACAUAGAUAGUAAUCAUUCAACAGAAAAUGGUAGUUUAAUGGAACAGGUUGGUAAAACAUUUGUUCAGUCUGAAGGUCAGCGGACAAAAACAUUAGCUCACAUUGUUAGUAAUGGUCAGAUGAUUCCUUUGUUACUUUUGAUGUACAUUUAUCCAGUAAAUCAAAGUUGUAUACUGGUUGCUGUGAUGUGGAACUAGUGAUUCCACGCUUUAUUGCCAUAAGAUAUCCAUAAAUGCGUUAUGUAACCAGAUUAUCCAGUGUGGUAACUGUUGCAUUUUUUCGCAGCUGAUCAUACAGACUGCAGCUGAUACUUCUUAUCUUGGUACAAAAUCUCCCACUUUGUAUCAUAUGGUUUUAAGACGUUUAGUAGACUUGUGAUUUUUUGAUGUAGCUGUCACAGAAAAUAAGAUAGCCAUUCGAACUCAUCGAUAGUUUCGGCACUUAAAUUUUGACUCUUGAAAACUGUUAUCGAAGAGGCGUUCAACAAAGUUUUCCUCAAAGUUUUUCCUAAAUCUUUCAGAAGAUUCUCAGUAAUCAAUACAAACUAAAAUUGUACAGAUAUUUUACUACUUUCUUCGUAUUUGAAGACUUGAAUAAAGAAGAAGAGCAGUGCAUGUGUGGCGAAGUAAUGAGUUCAUUUAUUUUAAUUACCAACUUCAGCUGCUUACAACCCUAUACAUAUAUAAAAUUGACAAAGGUAUACUGAUUGGUAUGAAGAUGCUGUAGUAUAUGAAUUGGAUAACGAAGAGCUCUGCUUCCGUCCUCUGUGCAAUUUAAGUCACUACCUACUGAAUAUUCAUCCAAUCGUUCUAUAAUUAUUCAGACUUCAUGCACGGUUUCAAGAGUUUCAUCAUCUUCUAACUAGUUUUGUUUAUCCUGCAUCUAAAUAACUUUCCAUUUCACUUAAAAUUUCGUUUUCAAAUUUAUGAAAGCACAUGCACCUCUUUUGAGGCUGUAAUCAACAGAAAGUUCUAGAAUAAGUAAUUACUGUUAUUUUUUCAUGUGUUGAUCAUCUGACAUUCUUUUUGGUUGAUGUUUUCUCAGUUUGUGACUAAUUAUUUGUGGAGAAUACUGUAAAUGUGGUGAUGUAUUCUGAAAUAUAGUUAUUUAAAAGAGUUCCUCCGUAGUUUUCAUUUUGUUUUAAUUU
Molecule: messenger RNA, 2053 nt
Organism: Heterobilharzia americana
Lineage: Eukaryota; Metazoa; Platyhelminthes; Trematoda; Strigeidida; Schistosomatidae
Source: the annotation of a GenBank genome assembly